Hemicordylus capensis (graceful crag lizard) is the source of this 2530-nucleotide messenger RNA. It is a transcript of the gene IDS, whose product is annotated as iduronate 2-sulfatase. Lineage: Eukaryota; Metazoa; Chordata; Lepidosauria; Squamata; Cordylidae. Bases 136 to 1845 code for a protein of 569 amino acids. Gene Ontology annotation, molecular function: iduronate-2-sulfatase activity. The transcript is spliced from 9 exons. The record is from RefSeq and is a predicted model, not a curated record.
UAGGGGCGGAGCUCCCCCGCAGCUCCGCCCCGCACUGGCUUCCUCCUCCGGAGCCGAAGCGGGGACGGGGGCGACUCCGGGGUUCUCCGGCGCUCCGGUUUGCGCCCUGGAGCUGAGCGCAGCGGCUCCCCGGCGAUGGGGCCGGCGCGGCCACCGCGAGUUGCUGCCUGGGCGCUGCCGCUCGCCGGGCUGCUUCUUGGGGCAGCCGCCGCCGCUGCCGGGACGGUACCAGGCUCGGGGGCUGCUGGAGGAACCCGCGAGGGCGGAGACGCUCCGGAAGAUGGCAAGAAUGUUCUCUUCAUUGUCGUUGAUGAUCUACGGCCUGCCUUGGGCGCCUAUGGAGAUGCCCUCGUGAGAUCUCCGAACAUCGAUCAGUUGGCUUCGCGGAGUGUCGUGUUUCAAAAUGCCUUUGCACAACAAGCCGUCUGCGCCCCGAGUAGAGUCUCCUUCCUCACCGGGCGCAGGCCAGACACCACCAGGCUCUACGAUUUUGGCUCUUACUGGAGGGUGCACGCCGGAAACUAUUCCACAUUGCCCCAGUUCUUCAAGGAAAAUGGCUACAUCACCCUAUCUGUAGGGAAAGUGUUUCAUCCCGGGAGUUCGUCUAACCAUAGCGAUGACUAUCCUUACAGUUGGUCCACCCCACCUUUUCAUCCUUCUUCUGAAAAAUAUGAAAACACAAAGGUUUGCAAAGGGAAGGAUGGAACGCUCCACGCGAACCUGAUUUGCCCGGUGGAUGUUUCUGAGAUGCCCGAGGGGACCUUGCCAGACAUCCAGAGCACCGAGGAAGCGAUUCGACUGCUGAACAUUGUGAAAGGAAGCAACAGCAACUUCUUCCUCGCUGUAGGGUAUCACAAGCCUCACAUCCCGUUCAGGUACCCUCAGCAAUUUCUCAAGUUGUACCCCUUGGAAAACAUCACGUUGGCCCCAGACCCUGACAUUCCUAAAGGGCUCCCUUCUGUGGCAUACAACCCCUGGACCGAUAUCAGGCGCAGGGAGGAUGUUGAAGCCCUGAACAUCAGCUUUCCUUAUGGGCCAGUUCCAAAAGAGUUCCAGCUGCAAAUUCGCCAGAGCUAUUUUGCAUCUGUCUCAUAUUUGGAUAUGCUGGUUGGGAAGCUCUUGAAUGCUCUGGAUGACACGGGGCUGUCUCAGAACACGAUCGUAGUGUUCACGGCUGACCACGGCUGGUCUCUGGGUGAACAUGGAGAGUGGGCGAAAUACAGCAACUUUGACAUUGCUACCCGGGUGCCGCUGAUGUUCUAUGUACCAGGGAGGACAACUCCCAUCUCUUACCCAGGAGAGAAGCAUUUUCCUUUCAUUGAUGCCUUCACCCAGGCUUCAAGCUCUGUGCCCCAAGGGAAACCCAAAGAGAUAGUGGAGCUGGUGUCUCUCUUCCCAACGAUUGCUGAGCUUGCUGGAUUAGCGGUUCCUCCUGCAUGUCCUAAGGCUUCCUUUCAAAUCUCGCUGUGCACUGAAGGACAAAGCAUGGUUCCCUAUUUCCCACUUGCCAACGGAGGGCAAGGAAGCCACCGUGAAGGAGGAAAGGACUACGAUCUACCUGUUGCUUUCAGCCAGUAUCCUCGACCUGGGGACACCCCUCAGUGGAACUCUGACCUGCCAGCGCUGGAAGAUAUAAGAGUGAUGGGAUAUUCCAUGCGCACUACGGGCUACAGGUGUACCGUGUGGCUGGGGUUCAACCCCUACAACUUUACUGUCGACUUAAGUGACCUCCACGGAGGGGAGUUGUAUUUUGUGGAUACUGAUCCUGACCAGGAUCACAACGUGUAUGGAAGCGCCACAUACAGCCACCUGACCAAGAAGCUCUGCAAGAUCUUGACGUUCUAAGUUUGAUGUUCUCUCCCUGCCUGCCAAUCCUGCUAUCAGAUUGGUAACUGGCAGAGUAAACGUGUUUCUACUGGGGAUGUGCACGAACCCAUUCGGUGGCCUUUUUAAGGGCCUCCGAACUGGUUCGAACAACCGGCUGUUCAGCCGGUUCAAAGAUGGGGGGGAGGGUUGCACUUUAAGGGCAGGGGAGGGUGCACUUACUCCUCCCUCCACUUUCCUCCUACCGGCGCUCCGUUAUUCAAGGCUCCUUUGGGUACCCAGAAGUACCUGGCGCUUGUGAGUGUGCUGGGCAUGUGUGUGUGCACGUUGCGCUCAUGCGCAUGCACGGGUAGCUACAAGCGCACAUCAGCGCCCGGCGCACACGUGUGCUGAGUACUUCCAGGCAAAGAGGGAAUGGGGUGGCAGGGAGGUAUCCUGCCACCCCAAAGGAGCCUUGAAUAACGGAGCGCCAGUGGGGGGAAAGCGGAGGUAGGGGUAAGUGCACCCCCCUUAAAUGCGACCCCCCUCCACCUUUGAACCACCCCCGCCUGGUUCCGUGCACAUCCCUAGUUUCUAUAACUUUGUGUUAUAUAAAAAGUGGUUCCUGGGAUUAUAAUUGUGUUUGUACCAAAAAAACCCUCAAAAACUUGCACUGCUGGAUUCCUUUCCUUUUAUUCUUAGUCAAUAAAAUUUGCCCUCUUUUUUA